This is a messenger RNA of Ilyonectria robusta, 3490 nucleotides long. RefSeq names its product fungal-specific transcription factor domain-containing protein. The record is from RefSeq and is a predicted model, not a curated record. Gene Ontology annotation, molecular function: DNA binding; zinc ion binding; DNA-binding transcription factor activity, RNA polymerase II-specific. The transcript is spliced from 2 exons. Gene Ontology annotation, biological process: DNA-templated transcription; regulation of DNA-templated transcription. NCBI's taxonomy places the organism in Eukaryota, Fungi, Ascomycota, Sordariomycetes, Hypocreales, Nectriaceae. Gene Ontology annotation, cellular component: nucleus. The coding region runs from base 196 to 3450 and encodes 1084 amino acids.
GCACAGUCCCGAGUUCCCGACGACUCAUGAAGGCUUCCCACUCCUGCGCCUCGAUCCAAGUUCCACCCUCCACCUAAAGCCUUCACCCGCUCCCGCGCCAGUUCACCUGUGCUGCCACCUGCUGUCAGUAGUAGUCCCUGAGCCGUCCUCAACUUCGGCCUCAGUGGCCUGCGCCGUACAGGCUUCGGCAAAGCCAUGUCACCCAGCCGCACCAACUCCGAUCCUCACCAAUUUCGCAAUGCCCAUCAACCUCUCGAUUCCGGCUCCCAACUCUUUCACGACACCUCCGACUCACACCCUCAGCCACGCGAUCAAGCCGCUUUGAUGGACGCCUCUCGAUUUGACGACUUCUCCUUUCCCUACCCAGCCAUCUCUAAUCAACAAUCCCUCCUCUCCUUGGCGGACCAGACCAAUGCCGCCCAACCCGCCGAAUCCUUCUCUCAACACCCCUCUCAUUCUAUCUCAUCCAUCCACGCGCAUGGCCUCCCUUUCAAAACCACCCAUUCAGACCACCGGAGCCUGAGCAGGGAUGGAUCCGAUGCUGCCGCGGACAGGAAUUCCCCCAUCGCCAACUCUCUCGAGGACUCCGUGGCCGACGAGUUCGGUUUGGCGUCUAAUGGUCGCGCCGAUGGCACUGAUCUAGGCGGGAAAGCGAAGGAGGAUAAAUUGGACGCGGCGCCUGCAUGGAGUGAGUUGAAGACGAAGGCUGGCAAGGAGCGCAAGCGUCUCCCCCUCGCUUGCAUCGCCUGCCGUCGGAAGAAGAUUCGUUGUUCAGGAGAGAAGCCAGCCUGCAAACACUGUCUACGCUCGCGCAUCCCCUGCGUGUACAAGGUCACCACUCGCAAGGCAGCGCCCCGCACAGAUUACAUGGCCAUGCUAGAUAAGCGACUAAAACGAAUGGAAGAGCGCAUCAUCAAGGUCAUCCCCAAGUCCGAACAGGAGUCGACCACCGCAAUCACUCGAGCUGUGGUUAAACCAGCAAUCCCCGGCACACUACCAACAUCCAAAACCGCCUCUAAAAAGCGUGGUGCCGAUGAAGCCUUCGGACCGGACCUGGAGGCAUGGGCCAAGGCACCGUUAAAGCCCAAAAUCACCGGUGACGAUAGGCCGAACUCUCUUCAGGUCCAAGAAGCCGAGGAGAACAAGCUGUUACACGAAGGCUCUGAAACGUUGCCAUCCAAAGAGAUACAAGAACAUCUUGCUGAAAUCUUCUUUGAUAACAUAUAUGGCCAAUCCUAUCAUCUCCUUCACAAGCCGAGCUACAUGCGGAAGUUGAACAACACGCUACCUCCUGUUCUCAUUCUCUCCGUAUGCGCUGUGGCUGCGCGCUUCACAAGUAAUCCUCAAUUAGGUUCUUCAACACCCCAAUUCAUGCGCGGCGAAGAAUGGGCAUCGCAUGCGCGGGACAUUUGCACCAGGAGAUACGAGUGGCCUAACCUCACAAUUCUGACAUGUCUCCUCAUUCUCGGGCUUCACGAGUUUGGCACAUGCCAAGGGGGUCGUAGUUGGGCCCUUGGUGGGCAGGCAAUCCGGAUGGCUUUCGCCCUCCAGUUGCACAAAGACCUUGAAUUUGAUCCCAUGGGGCGAAAUGGGCAGAAGACUGAGCUCAGCUUCAUUGAUCGUGAGAUUCGAAGGCGUAUCAUGUGGGCCUGUUUCCUAAUGGACCGUUUCAACUCUUCGGGGACAGACCGGCCUAUGUUCAUCAGAGAGGAGACAAUCCAGAUCCCGCUGCCUAUCAGGGAGAGGUACUUUCAAUUGGAUAUGCCAGCACCCACCGAGACACUGGAUGGCCGAGUACUCCAUCCCGCCGUGCUCGAUGACGGGCAGCCCGCCGACGCUCUGCAGAAUAUGGGCGUUGCUGCAUUCAUGAUUCGGGCCAUUGCCAUCUGGGGACAAAUCAUCACCUAUCUGAAUCAAGGUGGAAAGGAGAUGGAUUCUCAGGCAAUGUGGGACCCCGAAUCUGACUACGCGAAGCUCUUGAGCGACGCAGAAGGUUUCGAGGACGCCCUGCCACCUUUGCUUCAAUACUCCCCUGAGAACGUCGAAGUACACAAGACUGAAAACACGGCGGCUCAGUUUUUCUUCGUCCACAUUUGCAUACAGCAGAACAUUCUUUUCUUGAAUCGGGCGGCUAUGAAUGCAUCCAACGCACGAUCCCGAGACGAGGUGUCACGCGAUUUUUUCUCAGAAGCCACCAGGAAAACAAUCGCCGCAGCCAAUCGAAUUUCCGACUUGCUCAGGGAGGCUGAUCGAAUGCGCCAGUUUGUUUCGACCCCGUUCGCAGGAUAUUGUGCCUUUUCCUCGACAACGGUUCAUAUAUUGGGACUAAUUUCUCGAAACCCAACGAUGAAGCCUACUGCAGAAGCCAAUCUAACCACUAAUGUCAAAUAUCUGCAUAAAAUGAAGAAGUAUUGGGGAAUGUUCCACUGGAUGGUUGAGGACGUUCGGUCACAGUACCGGAAUGCGAUUGACGGCGUACGCGCUGGCAACGACCGCACCAGCCAGGCGUCUAUGCUCCAGUAUGGCGAUUGGUUCAAUCGAUACCCGCACGGCCUCUCCGAUGCCGAGUUCAUGGAUCCUGCCAUCUUCAGGAAGAAGGACAAGGGAGCAGACGGCGUCCUCGAGGCGAAGCCCGAACUACAGUCGGUAGAAGAGUUCAUUUCAACACUGUCGCCAUCUCAGAAUGGCGACCCUGCCCGGGCUGCAAUAGUCAAACGCAAGUCCAUCUCCAAGAAGCAGGGCAGUGCAGGUGUGCAACAAGGACAACAGCAGCUUGAAACGAUGUCUACCGGGGACCUUGGUGGACAACCGGGGCCGGAUCAAAUGGGAGUUGGGCAGCAACAACAACGCAGGUUCUCUGGCGCCCUGGGAGGCCAGACCAGCGGUCCAACAGGCUUCAGCCCGCUGGCUGUACCGCACUCACAAACCGCGUCGUAUAACACCACCAUGUCACCUAUAAGCCCUGCCAAUGUGGCAGCAUUUCCGCACCACGCGCACAUGCCACAUUUCUUCCCUCCGGAUCUGCUUGCUAUGAAUCUCGCUCAGCAAGGAAAUGGAACCCUCCAACCGCUCGAUCGCCAACUCGUCUUUGGAGGGUACUCGAUGGAUUCUGUGGACGGCCUACCCAGUGGGCAGAACAUGAUGGACGGUGUCGACUGGGACAGUAUCGCUGCAGGCGCUCAGAAUGGUCGCGGCUCACACGGCCGUCGGGCCAGUGUCAAGAACGGCAUCAAUGGGCAAGCACCUGGCCCUGCGGAUGGAACGGCUCACUUCAACGGACAGGACGCAUCGUCAGCAUGGUUUAUGCCAUUCAACUUGGAACCACCAGAGAUGUCUCAGGACCUGUGUCUCGGCGUCGGAAACGUAGACCCAUUUGCAGGUAUGUUUAAUGGAGGGGGGAGCGGCUUAGCGACGCCGAAUCCGUUGAGCGGGCUACAACACGGCCCCUAGGAGGGACGACAUGAGUACGCAGCUCAACUCGGCAGGCACC